Cladophialophora yegresii CBS 114405 is the source of this 642-nucleotide messenger RNA. RefSeq lists its product as uncharacterized. The coding region runs from base 1 to 642 and encodes 213 amino acids. The record is from RefSeq and is a predicted model, not a curated record. NCBI's taxonomy places the organism in Eukaryota, Fungi, Ascomycota, Eurotiomycetes, Chaetothyriales, Herpotrichiellaceae. The transcript has a single exon. Gene Ontology annotation, biological process: fungal-type cell wall organization.
AUGGCGAUCUCGAUACCCUCGAUGAAGACGCUACUCCUCUCCUCCCUCCUCUACGGCACGAUCCAGGCCUUUGUGCCCCUAAAAGACAUCCACCCACCCAUCGACAACAACAAUCUAAGAAACCACGCUCUCCCCUCGGAACUCGAACUCGACACCGCACGCUGGGUCCCCGUGGCGACCCUCGCGCCCGUCACCUCGAUCCCCACGUUGUCGAUGCCGACGCCAACACCGACGCCCGCGCCCGACGACGACAUCAUCCUCCCGCUGGGCCUCGACGCCUUCGCCGUCCCGGAACUCAAGAAACGCCAAGGCGCCCCCGUGGCCGCCCCUGCCCCAGACGCCCAACCAACGGCAGUCGGCCAGAUCAGCCCGAUCACGACGUACUACAUCAACAGCGAGGUGGCGCCGGGGUCGUUCGCGCAGGUCCCUGUCGUGUAUACGCAGACAUUCCCGCCCGUGCCGGAUCAGUGGCCCAGCCCUGUACCUGGGACGAUCGGCCUAGGCACGAUCCAGGGUCAGAUCGGGCAGGUGAGGAGCAGUAAGCGGGCGGUAGCGAUGGCGGAACCGACGCAAGCGCCCUUUGCUGGUGAUAGCGCCCACUUGGAAAUGGAGGUGCGGAAGCCGCAGACUUGGAGUGCGUGA